CCCACGCAGAGAAGUGAUUGAGCAUAGUAGACCCAGUCCUUCCCAGCCGACGCUUCAGAACGGACAGAUGGCGCUAUUCAGAUCAACACGUCUCCUCUCGGUCUUGGGGUCCAGCCUCCGAGUUGCCAGCACGCGGGCAGCUAGCAAUGACGUCAACACCUUCAGGGACACUUAUACUAUGAGGAUGUACAAUGGGGAAAAGCAACCCACUGGCCUCUUCAGCGCCGGGGAGAUCGAGAACCGUAUUAACAAACUGCGUAAAUACAUGGAGGAAGAUGGUGUAGCUGCCUGCCUCUUCACUUCGAUACACAACGUCAAUUACUACACAGGAGGUUUUCUCUACUGCUCCUUCGGCCGACCCUACGGCCUCCUGAUCACGCCAGAGAAGCACGUGACCAUCUCGGCCCUUAUCGACGCGGGGCAACCAUGGCGGCGCUCACCACAUGACAACAUUAUCUUCACCGACUGGAAAAGAGAUAACUAUUUCCGAGCGAUAGUGGAGGAACUCGGAGGCAUCAAGGGGACCAUAGGCAUCGAGUACGACCACCUGACCCUCGAACGAAGUCAAAAGUUGCAGAAUAACUUGCCUCAUAACAACACCCUCGUGGACGUCAGUGCGGCGACCAUGAGGAUGCGGAUGAAAAAGAGUCUGGAGGAGAUAGCGGUUAUCAAGAACAGCACAGCCACAGCGGACAUUGGUGGGUGGGCGUGUGUGGAAGCCUUGGGAGAAGGAGUGCCAGAGUACGAGGUGGCACUGGCCGGCACUCGCGCCAUGGUCAGAAACAUUGCCAUGCUCUACCCAGAUAGCGAACUCAUGGAUACAUGGGUUUGGUUUCAGUCCGGCAUAAACACAGACGGCGCCCACAACCCGGUCACGACACGCAGGAUACAGAAGGGCGACAUCCUCUCCCUCAACUGCUUCCCCAUGCCCCAGGGGCACUACACCGCCCUGGAGCGCACGAUGUUCCUGGACCACUGCUCCGACGCCCACCUCAAGAUCUGGGAGGCGAACGUGGCGGUGCACAGGAGAGGGCUCGAACUCAUCCGCCCGGGAGCCAAGUGUUCUGAGAUCGCACACGAACUCAACCACAUGUUCGCUGAGUUCGGACUUCUGAAGUACAGGUCGUUCGGCUAUGGGCAUUCCUUCGGUGUCCUGUGUCAUUAUUACGGACGUGAAGCUGGCCUAGAGUUGCGAGAGGACAUCGACACCGUGCUGGAGCCGGGCAUGGUGGUGUCCAUGGAGCCUAUGGUUACCAUCCCCGAGGGUCAACCAGGCGCAGGGGGUUACAGAGAACACGACGUUAUGGUCAUCAACCAAGACGGCUCGGUUGAUAACAUCACCGGCUUCCCCUUCGGUCCGGAGCACAACAUCUUCAAGAAAUAAGGAAGAAAAGGAAAGCAAAUAAGGAAAAACGUCACUGGCUUCCCCUUCGGCACAACGUCUUCAAUAAAUAAGGUGAAGAGGAAAAGGAAAACAAACAAGGGAAAAAAAAGUAUCUGAAAACUUUUGUGAGAAAUGGGAUUAAAGCAAAGGAAUAAAUAUUUUGAAACACAUCUUCAAGAAAUUCGAAGAAGUGGGAAAAUAAAAUGGCAUUUUGAACAAACUUCUAAGGAAUGGAAACAAAAGUGUGCACAUUUUUUAAAAAUACAUCUCCAAGGAGGCGGAAAUGUAAAAUAAAAUAAAUAGAUAAGUGUUCUAUGUCUUGACAUUUCUAAAGAAUAAAAACAUGUUGUUAUAAA
Messenger RNA from Penaeus chinensis, 1740 nucleotides. Its product is annotated as creatinase-like. NCBI's taxonomy places the organism in Eukaryota, Metazoa, Arthropoda, Malacostraca, Decapoda, Penaeidae. The record is from RefSeq and is a predicted model, not a curated record. Gene Ontology annotation, molecular function: creatinase activity. The transcript is spliced from 9 exons. Bases 68 to 1384 code for a protein of 438 amino acids.